Messenger RNA from Sorghum bicolor (sorghum), 2279 nucleotides. Its product is annotated as GTPase LSG1-2. Lineage: Eukaryota; Viridiplantae; Streptophyta; Magnoliopsida; Poales; Poaceae. The coding region runs from base 129 to 1922 and encodes 597 amino acids. The record is from RefSeq and is a predicted model, not a curated record. Gene Ontology annotation, cellular component: cytosol. Gene Ontology annotation, molecular function: GTPase activity; GTP binding. The transcript has 7 exons.
CCCAACCUUUCCGCCGCGUCGUCUCCUUGGUCCUUCCUCCGCCCCGCCGCAAAAACCCUAGCCGCAACAGCUUCUUCUGCCUCCACGGUGCCCAAGCCGCGACCUGACCUAUCUCUUUCUCCAAGCCGAUGGCGGGCGGCGGGAAGAAGGAGAAGGGCGAGGGGCUCGGGCGCGCGCUGAUCCGGCAGCGGAACAAGGCGGCGGCGGCCGCCAAGGAACGGGGCGAGGCGCUCGCCUUCGGCCGCCGCCGCGCGAUGCCGCUCGAGUCCGUCAUCGACGUCAGCGACAUCGACGCCGUGCUCCAGCGGGCCGCGGAGGCAGACCAGCUCGCCGAGGCCGCGUCCGUCUCCUCCGACUCCGACCUCAUCAUCGACCUGGAUGCGACGGGGGAGACGGAAGACGAGAGGCGGCGGCUUCGUAAGGAGCAGGAGGCCUUGCACGCCAGCAGCCUCAGGGUUCCCAGGCGACCACCAUGGCAUAGUCAGAUGACGGUGGAGGAGCUUGAUGUGAAUGAGCGGCGUGCCUUCCUGGUGUGGCGCAGGAAUCUUGCGAGAUUGGAAGAGAAUGAUAAGCUUGUCCUGACUCCCUUUGAGAAGAAUAUUGAUAUUUGGAGACAACUCUGGAGAGUGCUUGAACGCAGUGAUUUGUUGGUUAUGGUGGUUGAUGCUCGGGAUCCUUUAUUCUACCGCUGCCCUGAUCUUGAGGCAUAUGCAAAGGAAAUUGAUGAGCACAAGAGAACAAUGCUCCUUGUUAACAAGGCUGAUCUGUUGCCGUUAAAUAUCAGGAAGAGAUGGGCUGAUUAUUUUAAGGCACAUGAUAUUCUCUAUGUGUUCUGGUCGGCUAAGGCUGCCACUGCCACAUUAGAAGGCAAGAAGUUAAGUGGAUACUCUGAAGAAGAAUCUGCUUCUCUUGACUUGGAUACCAAGAUAUAUGGCAGAGAUGAACUGUUGAUGAAGCUGCAAGCUGAGGCAGAGUCUAUUGUAGCUCAGAGAAGGACCUCAACUUCUGUAGAUGAUCAGGAAGCCAGUUCUUCAGAUUCUGUUUCUUCAGUGGCUAAGCAUGUAGUUGUUGGAUUUGUUGGCUAUCCAAAUGUUGGAAAGAGUUCAACAAUAAAUGCUUUGGUUGGGGAGAAGAGGACUGGUGUUACUCACACACCUGGCAAGACAAAACAUUUCCAGACACUGAUAAUCUCCGAAGAGCUCACUCUGUGUGAUUGCCCUGGUCUGGUCUUCCCAUCCUUUUCAAGCUCAAGGCAUGAGAUGGUGGCAUGUGGUGUGUUGCCGAUUGAUAGAAUGACAAAGCACCGGGAAGCUAUUCAAGUUGUUGCAGAUCGUGUCCCAAGGGAUAUCCUUGAGCAAAUUUACAAAAUCACCUUGCCAAAGCCAAAGCCAUAUGAACCUCAGUCUCGGCCGGCAACUGCUGCUGAGCUAUUGCGGGCCUACUGUGCAUCUCGUGGGCAUGUCAGCCAUGCUGGGCUGCCUGAUGAGACUAGGGCUGCUCGACAGAUUCUGAAGGAUUAUAUUGAUGGUAAAAUCCCACACUAUGAACUCCCCCCUGGUGUAACAGACUCUGAGAUGGAUCUUGAACAAACCACUGGUUCAGAAGGUCCAACUACUUCAGCAGCUAAUGAAUCAGAUGCUGAUGAUCUUGAUGAAGAGGAUGGGGAUACAGUUGAUCCUGCUGAACCAGACAUGAGAGAUGUCCUGGACGACCUUGAAUCUUUUGACUUGGCCAAUGGAGGGUCCAAAACUACUGCAAAGAAGAAGAAAGAGGCAUCUCACAAGCAUCACAAGAAGCCCCAGCGGAAGAAGGAUCGGUCCUGGAGGGUUGGCAAUGAUGGUGGAGAUGGAACAGCAGUUGUAAGGGUGUACCAGAAACCUGCUGUUAAUUUGUCCACGGUCAGUGCAAGCGGCAGGGUCUGAUGCCUCAACUUACUGCUUGCAGUUGCACAACCACUCGGCACACAUGGGCAAGAGCAUGUGAUCUUUUACUGUAACAAUGGCUGAAGCUACUUCGAUGGAACUGAGAAAAGAGUGCUAAGCAUGAGAGUUUGCAAAACCUUGGAAACAGCGGGCCCUGAACCUGUGUAGCCCUUGCGGCCUAACCAUAUAUAUGCUUUGAGUUGUAGCGUGGUAGAUACAUACUACAUCAGGUGGCAUGUGCUGUUUUAUUUGUUUCCAUGUCUUACAUAGUUGCAAAUAUACCUUGAUAUGUGAAAAAUAAAAAUUAUUCAGAUGAUUGAUACUGUUAAGUUGCAAUGUUUGGAAUUUUUUUUUUGA